This is a messenger RNA of Dictyostelium discoideum AX4, 3702 nucleotides long. RefSeq names its product HEAT repeat-containing protein (gene ints4). Gene Ontology annotation, cellular component: nucleus; cytoplasm. The record is from RefSeq and is a predicted model, not a curated record. The transcript is spliced from 2 exons. NCBI's taxonomy places the organism in Eukaryota, Evosea, Eumycetozoa, Dictyosteliales, Dictyosteliaceae. The coding region runs from base 1 to 3702 and encodes 1233 amino acids.
AUGAAUAAAAAAUCACACCAACAGCAAGUGCUUCAACAACAGCAACAACAACAGCAACAACAAUUUCAGCAGCAGCAUUUUCAACAACAACAACAGCAACAACAAUUCCAGCAACAACAACAGCAACAGCAACAACUACAACAGCAACAACUACAACAGCAACAGCAACAACAAAUACAACAGCAACAACAAAUUCAACAGCAGCAACAACAACAGCAGCAACAACAACAGCAAAUACAACAACAACAACAACCACAGCAAAUACAACAACCACAACAACAAUUACCCAAUUUUUCAGUACCAAUAAUCAACCAAUCAAUAAUUUCUAAUAUUAAAUUAUAUUCAACAUUUGAAACAUUAUUACUUUCAUUAAGUAGUACAGAUACAAGAGAACAAACCAAAGCAAUCAUUUAUUUAUCAUCAUUAACAAUUAAUAAUAAAUCCAAUGGAAUUGAUUUAGUAUAUUGUAUUCAAAAACAAUUAGUAGUUGAAGCACAUAAUCAUAUUAAAGUAUUAUUAAUAAAUCUAUUAGGUGAUAUAUCUUUAGAUCCUUUCAUUGAUUCAUUUCAUAUUUUAAAUAAAUUAUUAUAUUUAAUAAGAAAUGAAAAAUCAAAAAAAGUAUUAUCAUCAUGUUUAAUUAAUAUAAAUAAAAUUAGUAAAAGUUUAACAUUUUCAAAGGGUAAUGAUGUUAAUAGUAGUAGUAGUAGUUUAAUCAAUCAAAUCAUUGAAUAUAUUGAACCAUUAUUACAUUCAACAAGUCCAUUGGUAAGAAGGGAAACCAUUGUAUUGUUAGGUUCAAUAGUAAAGAAUUUAGAUAAAGAAUCUGAAGAGAUACAAAUCCUAUUAUUAAAUUAUUUAAAAGAUACUGAUUUUAGAGUUAGAGAAGCAUCAUUGAAAUCAUUAUCUGUCAUUUUUCAAAGGGGUGCAAGUUUAUCAGUUAAUAAAUUAUAUCAAUCCAUCAUUCUACUAUUAUUGGAUAGUUUUGAACAAGUUAGAUUAGAAUGUAUAAAAUUAAUUUGGAUAUUUGGUAACAUUUAUCCAAAUCAUAUUGUAGUUAGUGGUGGUACUAAAAUUAGAUUAGUUGAUGAUGUCUUUAAAAAGAUUUGUAAUGCUGUUAAUGACUCUUCGGUUAUAGUUAGAAAUUGUGCUUGCAAAUUAUUAGGUUGUACAUAUGAUGUUUCAUUGAAUUACUUAAUUCAAACUCUUAGUAAAGAAGUUAUGGUUUGGGGUAAAGGUAAACAAUAUCAAAUUGGUCAUAGUAGUAUUACAAAACAAAGAUUACAACAAAAGCAACAACAACAACAACAACAGCAACAGCAACAACAACAACAACCACCACAGCAACAACCUAGUCAACAACCAAAUCAACAACCAAAUCAACAACAAACCAAUGUUAGUGGUACACAUAUUGCAACACCAGAAGGUGAUUUUGAUGUAGUUGGAUCAGAUUCGUUAAAUAUUUUAGAGAGUGGUGUUAUUGGUGCAUUUAUUCAAGGAUUAGAAGACGAAUUUUAUGAAGUUAGAUCAUCAGCAAUUGAUAGUAUGUGUGAGUUGAGUGUAAGAAAUGAUGAAUUUGCUCAAAAGAAUAUAGAUUUCUUGGUUGAUAUUUUCAAUGAUGAAAUUGAAUCAGUUAGAAUUAAUUCAAUCAAUAGUUUACGUAAAAUUGGUAAUAAUGUAGUUAUAAAAGAAGAACAGUUACAUAUUAUAUUAGCCAAUUUAGAAUCAUCAAGUAAAGAAGAGAGACAAUCACUUCAUCGUUUAUUAACAAGUAUUCAUCUUUCAAAUUAUUCUUGUUUACAUGCAACUACUCAAGCAUUAUUAAUGAAUCUCUCAAGAUACCCAUACGAUAUUCAUUCAAUAUUUGAAACUUUGAAAAUCAUUGGUCAAACUAAUCCAUUCACAGAGUUUAUAGUCGAUGAUCUAUUAAGAAUUGAUCCAAAAUUUGCAUCAGUUGAACCAAAUAUGGAUGAUAUAUUCUAUGUAGCUGUAAUGGUUUUAGUAUUAAAUAGUUGUAUUAAAAAUCGUAAUAUUCUAUCAUUAUUACCUUCAUUCUCUUUUCAACAUCAUCUUUACUUUAAAGAUAAAUAUCCAAAAUAUUUUCCUCAAAAUCUACAAAAAGAUUCAAAUAUAAUUUUAGCACCAACUUUAAAAUAUUCUUCAGUUGUAAAUAAUAAUAAUAAUAAAAAUAAUAACAAUAAUACAACAACAACAUCAAUAAUUAAUGAUAAUGGUGAAAUUAAUCAAUUUUUAAAUUUAACAUUGUCAUUAUUAUAUGGAGAUAAUAAUAAUAUUAUUAAUAACAAUAAUACUAAUAAUAAUAAUAAUAAUAAUAAUAAUAAUAAUAAUAAUAAUAAUAAUAAUAAUAAUAAUAAUAAUGAUGAAAAUGAUGAAAAUUUAAAUUAUGGAUUUCAAAGAUUAUUUUUAAAUCAAAAGAAAGAAAUUCAAUUAAAUAAAUUAUUUCAAGAAUGUAAAAGAAAUUUCAAAAGAAUAUCAAGUAUUUGUUUAUCAUUAAAACCAACAUCAGAUUUUUAUAAUAAAUAUUUGAAAAUUUUAACAACUAUUGUAUCUUCAUCAAGAAGAUUUAAAACAAUUACAACUUCAAAUCAAUUGAAUCAUUUACUUUAUAAAUUAAAUCAUAAAUUCAUUGGUGUUGAUAAUAAUUGUAAAUUAAUUUUAAUGGAAAUUGGUAUCUAUUCUUUUAUAAUUGAAAUCUUAUCAACCAUUACCCUAUCAACUUCAUCACCACCAACAACAACAACAACAACUAGUUCAACUUCACUUUUCACCUCUAUAAAUUCAACUCCUAUAGAAUUAUCAAAUGAUCAAAUUAAUCAAUUAACAAAAAAAUUAAAUGAAUAUUUUAAAUUUUCAAAUGAUUUUAAAUUAGAAAUUUCAACUUCAAUUAAAUCAUUAUUAGAUUUAUUUAAUAUUAAAAAUAAUAAUAUUAAUAAUAAUAAUAAUAUCAUUAAUAAAAAAGACAAAAAAUUAAAAGAAAAUGAAGAAAAUGAAGAAAAUGAAGAAAAUGAAAAUAAUGAAAAUGAAAAUGAAAAAGAAAAUGGUAAAAAUAAAGAAAAGGAGAAAAAUGAAAAUGAUAAUGAAAAUGAAAAUGAAAAUGAAAGACCAAGUAAAAUUCAAAAAACUACUUCAGAAUUAAUAAAAACGACGACAACAACAUCAACAUCAACAUCAACAUUAAUACAUUAUAAUUUAAUUGAAUGGACAGAUAAUUAUAUACCACCAAUAUUAAAGAUUAGUAAUUUAAUUAAAAAGAAAUCUGUUGAUGUUAUUUUACCAAUUCCAAAUGAUAAACCAAUUGAAUUUUUGGAUAUAUUCCCAUUGAAAUUAAUGAUAAAUGCAAAGAUUGAAAAUAUUAGAAAUUUAGAUUCCUUAUUUAUUCAAAGCACUUGGCAAUCUAUUCAUACAGGUCAACUAAAUUCUCAAAUUCAUAUUAUUCCAAAAUCAGCUUUCACUCCAACCAAACCCUUAUCAUACAAUAUCUCUUGCUCAAUUUAUUUAUCAUUACAAAACAUUCGUCAUAAUAGAUUAUCCUCAAAAGAAUCAAUACCAUUAAGAAUUUCAAUAGUAGAACAAUUUUUAAAUAAUAAUAAUAAUAAUAAUGUUACAAUAAUACCAUUAUCUAAAUUUGUAAUAUUUAAUAUAUUACCAGUUGAUAAUGUAAAUUUAUUGCCAAAUUUGAUUUAA